This is a messenger RNA of Paramecium octaurelia, 652 nucleotides long. NCBI's taxonomy places the organism in Eukaryota, Ciliophora, Oligohymenophorea, Peniculida, Parameciidae. The record is from the annotation of a GenBank genome assembly.
AUGGACUUAUAAUAUGAGGAGGGAGAGAUCUUGACACAAAAAGGCGAAAAAUUAGAAGGUGUAGAUAGCGAAUCCUCAUUGCGUUCACUUGUAAGAAUUUCUUAACAGUUCAGAGCGAUACAAAUAGAGAGGAAAGAGUGCGCAAGACAUUAAAGGAUGAAUUAAACACUUGUUCCUAUGCUUGUCCCCUCUUUAACUUCUUAGGCCAUUGUACUUAAGUGGAAUGCAAGUAAGAUGAUAUAUAUUGUUAAAGAAAGAGACACAUCUUUAUAUAAGAUGGAUUCGAUUAAUUAAUAAACGAGAAUCAACCAUUACUGGAUGUGCUGGUGAGAAAUGGAGAAAAACUUAGAGUUCCUUAUUAGAAAGGUCUCUCUAAAGAAAGUCACACGGAAAGGCAUUAAAUUAUCAAACCUUGGGUGAUAACUAAUUAUACUCUUGGAUUCUGUGAAAAAAACAAAAGAGCAUUAAUUCAUAAAUUGAAAAAAGACAUUGAUAGAAUGCAAAACAAACUUAAGAUUAUAAACUAAUUGAAGAAAUGGGCUGUGCUUAAAGUAGUAGAUGAGAGCGAUUUUGCAGAAGUGUACUGCUCGCUCAACCCAACUUAGCAAAUACAUUUUAUGAAUAUUUUUAGAGUUCUUGAGUUAUAACCACC